GAUGACUCUUGCUUCUCUUGGUUUUGCUCCUUCCACUGCUGACCCUUCUCUGUUUCUACGCACGGACAACACUCUGCCGUCGUUCUACGUUCUCGUGUACGUAGACGACCUCGUCUUUGCUACUGCUAACACUGAGGCACUCGCCCACGUGAAGUCCGAGCUGCAGAAGAGACACACGUGCACAGACCUGGGUGAGCUGACAAGCUAUCUUGGCUUGCGGAUCACCCGGGACAGAGCAUUGCGCACCAUUACCUUGACUCAGUCACACAUGGUGCAGCAGGUCCUUCAGCGCUUCGGCUUCACGUACUCCUCGCCACAGUCCACUCCUCUGCCUACCGGACACUCGCUCUCAGCUCCACCUUCGGACGAGUCCGUAGAGCCGAGUGGCCCGUAUCCAGAGCUUGUGGGCUGCCUCAUGUACCUGAUGACUUGCACACGACCUGACCUCGCAUACCCUCUCAGCCUUCUGGCUCGCUACGUGGCUCCCGGCAGGCACCGAAAGGUGCACAAGGAUGCUGCGAAGAGGGUGUUGCGCUACUUGUGCAGUACAUCGGGCAUGGGGCUCGUGCUUGGAGGACGAGCUCGAGUUGUCCUCACUGGUCACGCAGACGCUUCCUGGGUUGACGACUUGGCUACGCAGCGGUCGUCACAGGGUUACACCUUCAGUCUUGGCUCCGGUUCUGUCUCUUGGCGGUCUACCCGCUCUUCUUCUGUUCUCAGCUCGAGUUGUGAGGCUGAGAUCUACGCUGGGGCCAUGGCUGCACAGGAGCUACGCUGGCUCACCUACCUGCUGACCGACUUGGGAGAGGCGCCUCGUUCUGCUCCAGUUCUGUACGUCGACAACAAGGCCAUGCUGGCCUUGUGUCAGGAGCACAGAUUGGAGCACAGAACGAAGCACAUUGCUCUGCGCUACUUCCUUGCUCGAGAGUUGCAGCAGCGUGGCCAGCUUCGUCUUGCUUACGUGUCCUCUCAGGCCAACACUGCUGAUGUUUUCACCAAGUCACUUCAGCCUUGUGAUCAUCAGCGUUUCUGUACUGUAUUAGGCCUUGUACCUACUGUGCCUCACUUGCUGACUUCUUGA
Molecule: messenger RNA, 1081 nt
Organism: Closterium sp. Naga37s-1
Lineage: Eukaryota; Viridiplantae; Streptophyta; Zygnematophyceae; Desmidiales; Closteriaceae
Source: the annotation of a GenBank genome assembly